AUGCAUCCACUACUAUUUGCUCAUAAUUUUUGUGUUUCCCCUUCAGAAAUAGUGUACGCACUGGAGAAGCUUGGCACGAAGGUGCAGUGGCCGCAAAAGAUGAAGUCGGACCCAAGCAUAAGGAGGUCAAACGUCCUGUGUGAGUUCCACCAGGAAAGAGGACACAAGACCGAUGACUGCAUAGGUUUGCGACAAGAAGUAGUAAGAAUGUUAAAUCAGGGAUACCUGAAAGAACUGCUGAGUGACAGAGGACGAGCCAACUUCGCUCGAGGGCUCGGUCAACCUCAAGGACCUCCAAAGCCACCGUCACCAGCUUGUACCAUACAAAUUAUCAUUGGCGGCAGCAACGACAUGAUAAUCAACCAUGUGAAAUUCACCACCACACAUAAACUCAAACGGAUAGUCGCCCACGAACGGUAUGAUGACCUCGAAGAUAGUAUUAUCUUCAAUAAGUCAGAUAUCGAUGGUCUGUCUUUCCCUCACUAUGAUGCUUUAGUUAUAACUUUACGCAUUGCAGAUACCGAUGUAAAAAGAGUAAUGGUGGAUGACGGAAGCGGCACGUUAGAGCGGACAUCUGGAGAAAUAAUGCUACCUGUCAUGGCAGGAGGGUUUACCUUGGAAAUGACAUUCCACGUCAUGAACCAAGAAACGGCGUACAAUGCCAUAUCAUAG
Messenger RNA from Nicotiana tabacum (common tobacco), 672 nucleotides. NCBI's taxonomy places the organism in Eukaryota, Viridiplantae, Streptophyta, Magnoliopsida, Solanales, Solanaceae. The record is from RefSeq and is a predicted model, not a curated record.